Soboliphyme baturini is the source of this 915-nucleotide messenger RNA. The record is from the annotation of a GenBank genome assembly. NCBI's taxonomy places the organism in Eukaryota, Metazoa, Nematoda, Enoplea, Dioctophymatida, Soboliphymatidae.
AGUGGUCUCUGUUUGGCUGGUAUUCAACCCAUACGCUCAAUCUCGAUGCCACGAUAUCUUCUGUUUUUUUCUUAUAUAGGAACUCGGUUCAGCGGAGUUCAGGUUCAGCCGAACACUUUCACCGUUCAAGGCGUUUUAGAGGUUCGUAUGAUCGCAUAUGCGAAAUAUUUACGAAUUAGUAUUAAUCAGCCAGGAAUUCUGCACUUAGCUGCAUCUGUUCUGAGCUUCGUGGUAAAGGCGAAUGAUGAUAAAGCAUUACGACUGAAGAUCAGCAGUCGAACGGACACCGGAGUUCACGCUUUGAUCAACACAGCCGUUGUUGAUUUGCCUCCAACAGCUAGCUUCAUCAACUCAGACAAUCGCCUCUGUUCUGAAAACCCUCCGCUGAUAGUCGCCAAAGCGAACAGUUUACUCUCUCGCAUCAGCGUCCCAGUCAGGUUAAUUGGAUGUCGAAUCGUGUCUGACGGUUUCUGCCCGCGAAGACAUGCCGUGAGUCGCCACUACCUUUACAGGUUGGCUGUACUUAAGUACGGCUACGACGAGUUAUGCGAAACAAACUGCGAAAUGACCUCAUAUCCGAUCGGCGAGCAUAAUCGAUGCUGGUUUCUGCCAUCGAAUUUCGACCCUUACAAAUUUAGGGAAGCUGCUGCCAUGUUCCGUGGCUAUCAUAACUUUGCUUCACUUAUGAACCAUUCAAAAGAUCAUGUGAGAGCAGCAUCUGUGCCUACGGAACGAAGCGUCUUCUAUACCGGCAUUGAGCUGGGACGCCCUCUGAUGGACAGCGAAUAUGAUUUGAGCUCAAAAUGUUACACAUUUUAUGACGUGAACAUUAUUGCAAAGUCGUUUCUAUACAAGCAGAUUUGUGUGUUUGUUAUAAUCAUCUUUGGCAUUUCUGCAAGCCAGCAAAUUGCUUAA